AUGUGGGACGCGGGCGAGCGAGAGCGCGUGCGCGCGCGCGGGCGGGCGUGGUCGUUCGGGGCGACGACGAGCGAGACGCGCGAGACGACGGUGGAUGGACGAAUGGAUGCGCGAUGGGACGAUGGCGACCGUCGGGCGCGCGGACGGCUGGGCGGGGGCUGGGCGGGGGCGCGGAGCGCGCUGCACGCGGUGAUCGCCAUGAUCGUCAUCGCCGCGACGUGCGGGGCGAUCGCGUCGGUGACGAGGAAGAGCGAGAGUGGAUUGGAGGCGCGGGAGCGGAGGGAGACGGGUGAGGCGUGGGAAAAGGCGGCGGCGACGGCGGAGAAGGUGGUGGCGCGACAGGAAGAAGAGAGCGGCGAACGAGAGCUGUUGAUCGGGGAUAGCUCGGUGGCGUACGUGAGCAUGGGGUGGAACGCGGAGCGGCGGUUGGUUGGUGACGACGGGAUCGAGACGAUUUGGGAGGGACCGGCGGCGGAGAACGAAAAGGGCGAACUUGAGGCCACGGCGCCGGUGGGCGCGCUCUUGGUCCUGCAUGGAUGUCAUCACAGCGCGAAGGAUUGGUUCGCUAAUAACACAAAGUGCGAGACGUGUAGGGGGUUGGCGCAGGAGAUGAGCGUCACGCGUACGGCGCUCAAUCGCGGUUUCGUCGUAAUCGCGGUGUCCGCGUACGGGACGUGUUGGAGCAAAGAGAUCGACGCGCCUCGCAUGGAACAGGUUUUGAACACCUUCUUCAACGACACCGCACUGAGUGAUUUGCCAUUGUACGCCUUUGGUGCCUCGAGCGGCGGCUCGUUCGUCGGAAUGUUGCCUCAGAUGAAGCUUCCAGUGCAACCGAGCGGGUUGAUCAUUCAAAUCGCGCCAGGUCCGACGCUCGAGAACACGCCUCGAGCCGACCUGUCCACGUACCCGCCCACGGUUUUCUCAUACAUGCCGAAAGAUGAGCGAACGAGUGAGCUCAUCGCGCAGUCAAUAGCCGACUUCAAGCGGGCGGGAGUACAGGUCAAAGAGUCGAAACUUAACGAUCACGUCGUCUCAGACACUUUCUUCUACGAGGAGAGCUUUGGGAAAAUCACCAAGGAGGAGAGCGCGGGGUUGACGAACACGCUCAAUUCGUUUAACCUUCUAGAUGCAGACGGUAAAUUAACCAAUGAUCCGCGCGCGUUCGAUGACGAUCACGUCGAGGUGCUGAAGAAACACGCGCCAGUUUGGGAUUCCAUGCUCGCGGAUCAGAGCGACGUGCGCGAACUGCUGAACGUCGCUUACGCAACGCAUGAGCUCAGCGCGCAGGAGUUCGGCCAGAAUUUGAAAUGGUUGAUGGUUCAUAGCCAACAAAAAGUGAAUCACGCGCGCAGAUAA
Molecule: messenger RNA, 1356 nt
Organism: Ostreococcus tauri
Lineage: Eukaryota; Viridiplantae; Chlorophyta; Mamiellophyceae; Mamiellales; Bathycoccaceae
Product: unnamed product
Exons: 1
Coding region: 1-1356 (451 amino acids)
Source: RefSeq, a predicted model, not a curated record